GUGGCGCAAAACACGAGCGGUUUUCCUCAACAACGCGACUGAGACCAGAUCCAGACGGACGGCUCUGGUUGCUUUUGGAGGGCUUGAGGCGCGAGUGGAAGGAAGCCUGCGGAGCCCCGGCGCGGAGGGGAGGACCCAGAACUGAGCGCAGCUCCACAACAGCCAGGGCCCCGUUUAUCUGCACCAGGCAGGGAGGCGGGUCCACUUCCCUUUCUCCCCCUGCCCUCCAAAUUCUCCCUCUCUUUCCUACAACCUGCCUCAGUCGACGCCCUUUCUGCUCCGGAGGAAGCCGAUCAGGCGCUGAGUGUCACCGGGCUGCGCGCCUCCAGCUGCCCGCGGCAUCACCUCGCCAAGAUCCGGAGCGCUGUCGAAGAGGAGGAGGAGGAGGAGAGAGAGGGGGCUGUUGAAAUACUCCGAAUUGAGGCUUAAGAAAUAAGCAAGAAGGCUGCUCUGGAGAGGCGAAAGGCGGUUGAGAUGGCUGAGGUGUCACAAGAGGAGAGACUGCAGGCUAUAGCUGAGAAAAGGAAGAAGCAGACAGAGAUUGAAAACAAGAGGAGGCAACUUGAUGAUGAUCGACGGCAACUGCAGCAUCUCAAGUCCAAGGCGCUGAGGGAGCGCUGGUUAUUAGACGGCGCUCCAGAAGAGGAAGAGACACAGAGACGCCUUCAGGAAGAUGAGGUGAAGACCAAGCUUCUGGAGCAGGUCAUCCUCAGGCUGGAGCAGGAGAUUGAAGAGCUGGAGACAGGCGUGCCAGCUAAUAAGGGAGUGGCCAAAGAAAAUGGAGGUGAGAAUGGUGUAGUGCAAGGCUCCGGUCAAACCCCCAAGAGAGAUGUGACAGGAAUCGAGGCCAAACUGCUGGGCCCCAGUCCGGACCAGGCGAGCGCCGACAACCCGGUCACGCUGGUCUUCAUGGGCUACAAGACGGUGGAGGAGGAGCAGGAGGGCCGCACGGCUCUGGGAAUGGACAACGCAGACGGCAACGUCAAAGCCGAGUUUGUAGUGAUCGAAGACGGAGAGGGGAAGGGGGGCGCGGACGGGGCCACGGGCGAGCAGGCUCCACCUAACGGCAGCAUGGUGGAGAAGGAGAAGGAGGAGGAGAAGAAGGAGAAGAAACAGACGUGCAAAUGCUGCACCAUCAUGUGAGCUCAGUGUGAGUGUGUGGAUGAGUACGCAUGCUUCCACCAAUCAGCCGUGGUGUCGGGACGUGGCCUGUCGGCGGCCUCUGUGUGUGCAGACUGGAUCUCCUGGGGUUAGUGUCCGUCAUGAGUCGGGGGGGGGGACAGCACGGUGAUGCAUGCGGGAAGCUCGGGCCCACUGCACUGCAGCAGAUAAAGUGAUCGGAAAUUUACACACCUGUUGUGGCGGAACGUUAACAAGUUGUCAUCUGCUGUUGCACUUGUUGCAGAAUUAUGAAAUAUACUCAUUGAAACGUUUCACUUCCCUGCUCCAGAUGUGGCGCCAGGAAGGCUCAUUCAAAUGUCAAAGUAAGUCAGAUCUGAGUUGUCUGAAUAGAACACCAAAAACAUCUGCAAAAGUUUGCAACCUCACCAUUUUUACUUAAGUUUUACUGAAGUUGAAGUGCAGAAAUUAGUUCAUGAAAGAACAGCAGUUGAACUGUAUGGACUGCGGCUUUGAUCUCACUUCACCACGUGGACACGCGUCAGUUUAGGAAAACGGACUUCAGAAGUCGGAUGUUACUUUUUGCGGCGGUCCUCAACCCACGCGAUAUUUUUGGAACGUGUCGGGAGAAUAUUUCGUUCUGUGGGAUGAUGUCCCCGAAUGACGUCAUGUUUGUUUACUUUCCAUCACUCGACCCUAAAAAACCGACUGAAAACACUUGAUAAAAAAAAAAAACUUGCUCAAGAGAUUUUUAGAUUUAAAUUAGAGACAAUUAGAAUGCAAAAACAUGUCCCUAUUCCUAUUAUGCACUUUUAAUUUUCAACCUACAUGAACUUGAUAUUGUUUUAUAUUAUUAUAGAUAUAGCAGAUAGCAGAUAUAUAUGUAUGAGGUUGAAACCAGGAAGCUCUUAAUGAUCAUUAAAUUAAAUUAUCUCCACUCCGGCCAUUUAGUUUACAUUAUGAAUUCUAUUUCUUCAGGGAACAGAUCCACGACUUGUUCCUUUAUGUGAGGUGAAACAACACUGGGUUCUGAAUUCCAUCCUCUAGCCACAAAGUAGACUGUUCCUAAAAGGAUGGUUCACAAGGACGGUUUGGCAAAAACUACCAGUUGACCACUUGUACUGACCCGAAUAAGGAAUACCUCAAAGAAGUGGCUGAAAAAAAAUUAACAAACACAUUGGCUGAUUGGUGCAGACGUGUGUCAUCAUCGUGUGUGUGUGUGUGUGUGUGAGUCAAGACUGGAGAACAAAGCAAAGUUCACAGCCGACGUACCAACUCUGAGAGCCCGACUGAGCUCCUGUGACCAGAACCACAAAGACUCAUAGAUACUCUGUCGACCUUUUUCCUCUGACACGUAUUUGACUUUUGGUUUCUAUUGAUAUUUUUCUAUUUUUCUGUCUUGACAUUUCUAUUGUAUUCUGUAUGUAACCUUUAUUAUGGGACUGUGUACUGUAAGUUCAAUGUUAUUAGUGUUCAAAAAUGGUAUCAGCCAUCUAAAUUGUUCUGGGGAAAAAACAUGAAGGACAGAGAUACUUAAAUAUAUAUAUAUAUUCAAAUAUAUAUAUAUAUAUAUAUAUAAAUUUCUCUGUGUUGGCCGAUCAGCUAUUUAUCAGUCAAUUUCAUAUUGCAAUAUUGUCGAAGAUAUUAUUUUAAAUAGUAUUUUAAUAUAUUGAUAUGAAAUUAUGUUUUAUACAAUGUAUUUAUUGUCCUUGGGUUCUCUAGAUCAUUUAUGGACUGCAUGUCGCGCCUGUGAGCUCUACCAGAUUUGAGUUACCAUCAUAAAAGUGUCUGUGCUUUCGCAUCAUAUGUGCUCAUAUCUUUAGUCACUCAUGUCUAUCUGCCAAAAGUUACAAUUGGCGUUGUUGAAUAUUCAAGUCUGUAUACCUAAGAAGUCACUGAAAGAAAGAGCCAGCUGAGAAAACUGGCCGUCUAUAGCGAACCUUUGCUUUCUGAGUACUGUAUGUGGCACAAGUUCUUUUGUAUUUCCGACUAGAAGGGUCACCGUUGCUUUGUUUUCAAGUGACAAACAUUGCGCAAUGAUAAGAAACGCUUUGACCAUGUUUUCUCCAGCAUAGGGGUCGAUGUUAAUCGGAAGAGGUAGCACUGCAUGAAGCCUUGCAACGUACUGUCGUGAGCGUCUCGUCACUGUUAGACACUAUCAUGUUCACUUGAAUGUAAGUCCAGAGGUCAGAUUGGGAUUGAUUUGCGACCACGGCAAAGCUUUUUAUUCGUCUCUUCAUGAACCAAAUAAAUUCUGUUGCUACUGUA
Messenger RNA from Synchiropus splendidus (mandarinfish), 3387 nucleotides. RefSeq names its product paralemmin 1b (gene palm1b). Gene Ontology annotation, cellular component: membrane. Gene Ontology annotation, biological process: regulation of cell shape. The transcript is spliced from 6 exons. The coding region runs from base 475 to 1143 and encodes 222 amino acids. The record is from RefSeq and is a predicted model, not a curated record. Lineage: Eukaryota; Metazoa; Chordata; Actinopteri; Syngnathiformes; Callionymidae.